GACGUAUGACAUGUACUGAAAUAAUAGAGCGUUAAUAUAUUUUCUUUAUUUUUUUUAAUCAAUUGUCUAAACUCUUAUACAUACUAUGCAUCAAAAUCUAAUAGAAAAACUCAAAAUAAAAUGUGUCCUCAUAUUCAUUAUCCUAUUCCUAAAAUGUGUCUACGUAACCGAUAAUGUCAUUGACAUGUAUAGCACCACUCCAACCGGACUAUAUUAGUCCCACCCUUGCACUUUACGCAAACACCCACACAGAGAGAGAGAUGGAUUUCUUUUGUAUGGGACUAUGUCUUCUCUCUUUCUUCUGGAUCACAAUCCAAGCUUUCAAUUCAUUAGCUAAAAGAAGCAAAUCCAAUCCCAAUUCCACAAGGCCUGUUCUUCCACCGGGGCCGAAGCCAUUUCCCAUCAUUGGAAAUCUCUUAGAGCUUGGAAACAAACCCCAUCUCUCUCUCACUAAGCUCUCCCAAAUCUAUGGCCCCGUAAUCACUUUGCAACUCGGCCAAGUAACAACCGUGGUCGUUUCUUCAUCAACCGCGGCGAAAGAAGUUCUACGAACGCACGACCAAUUCUUAUGCAAUCGAACGGUCCCCAGUGCAGUCCGAGCCUGCGACAUGGGAGAGCACAGCUUGCCCUGGAUACCGGCUUCAGCCAAAUGGAGAAGCCUCCGAAAAAUAUUCAACUCCCAAUUGUUCGCAGUAAAAGUUCUCGACGCAAGCAAAGCCAUCCGGCACAAAAAAGUCCAGGAGCUCAUAGCUGAUGUCAAUGCAAGUAAGGUAAAGGGCAAUGCAAUAGAGAUUGGCAGGGCUGCUUUUAGUACGACACUGAAUUUGUUAUCGCGUACGAUGUUCUCUAUGGAUUUAGCAGAUCCGAAGAGUGAGACAACUAAAGAGUUUAAGGAGACUGUGUGGGGUUUGAUGGAGGAGGCCGGGAAGCCAAAUUUGGGGGACUACUUUCCUGUGCUUGGAAAACUUGACCCCCAAGGCAUUCAGCGGCGGAUGACUAAUCACUUCCUCAAGAUGGAACAACUCUUCGACCAAAUCAUUGCACAAAGGUUGGAAUCGAGGAAAGCUCAUGAUUAUAUCACAAGGGAUGACAUGUUGGAUGCCCUUUUAAGCAUCAGUGAAGUGAAUUGUGAGGAAAUGGACAAGAACAAAAUGGAACACCUGUUUCUGGUUAUAUUUGCUGCGGGCACAGAUACAACUUCAUCUACACUGGAAUGGGCAAUGGCUGAGCUACUACGCAACCCAAAAAAACUAUUGAAAGCUCAAGAAGAGCUGGAUCAAGUCAUUGGCAAAGGAAAACUUGUUGAAGAAUCAGGCAUUGCUGGACUCCCUUACUUGCAAGCAAUAAUCAAAGAAACCUUUCGGUUGCACCCACCAGCGCCGUUACUACUUCCUCGGAAGGCCGAAGAAGACGUAGAGAUCUGCGGGUACAUUGUACCAAAGGGUGCACAAGUGUUUGUCAAUGCAUGGGCCAUAGGCAGAGACCCCAGCAUUUGGGACAAUCCCAAAUCAUUUGAGCCGGAGAGGUUCUUGGGGUCGGAAAUUGAUGUUUUAGGCCGGAACCUCGAGCUUAUUCCUUUUGGUGGCGGGAGGAGAAUAUGUCCCGGGCUGCCGUUGGCAAUGCGGAUGUUACACUUGAUGUUGGGGUCACUUAUUAACUCAUUUGAUUGGAAGCUUGAAGAUGAAGUUGUACCAGAGACCAUGAACAUGGAGGAAAAGUUUGGGCUGACCUUACAGAUGGCUCAGCCUCUAAGAGCUGUUCCCAACUAAGUGAUUAGUAUUGUUGAAACUUAUAGAUAUAAGUCUCACAUCGAGGAAGAGUGGGUUUGUUUGUUUUUUUUUUUUUUUGGGGGGAGGGGGGGUGUUUAUAUAAUUGAAACGUGUGGGAUCCUACAAAUAAUUACCUUGAUGGGCUGAAUGAACGAUCAAGAAGGCUCAUGGCCUAGGUUAGUGACCUCCAUUGCACACUAGGACGGGUGCUCACCUAAGGCCUGCCCCAGUGGUAAUGUCCUAAUAACGACAUUGGAUUGUAACGUGAGAAAAUUGAGGCAUCCUGUUCUUCUAGUCUCAUUUGUUUCUAA
Malus domestica (apple) is the source of this 2080-nucleotide messenger RNA. Its product is annotated as geraniol 8-hydroxylase-like. Gene Ontology annotation, molecular function: iron ion binding; monooxygenase activity; oxidoreductase activity, acting on paired donors, with incorporation or reduction of molecular oxygen. Lineage: Eukaryota; Viridiplantae; Streptophyta; Magnoliopsida; Rosales; Rosaceae. The record is from RefSeq and is a predicted model, not a curated record.